This is a messenger RNA of Heterostelium album PN500, 2487 nucleotides long. It is a transcript of the gene vatM, whose product is annotated as V-type ATPase subunit a family protein. Lineage: Eukaryota; Evosea; Eumycetozoa; Acytosteliales; Acytosteliaceae. The record is from RefSeq and is a predicted model, not a curated record. The transcript is spliced from 3 exons. The coding region runs from base 1 to 2487 and encodes 828 amino acids. Gene Ontology annotation, molecular function: ATPase binding; proton-transporting ATPase activity, rotational mechanism. Gene Ontology annotation, cellular component: vacuolar proton-transporting V-type ATPase complex; vacuolar proton-transporting V-type ATPase, V0 domain. Gene Ontology annotation, biological process: proton transmembrane transport; vacuolar acidification.
AUGGAUUUUAUUAGAACUCCAUUAUGGAGAUCUGCACCAAUGCAGAUGGUUCAACUGUUUGUUCAAAUUGAAGCAGCACACGACACUGUCGAUGAACUCGGUAAACUUGGAUUGAUUCAAUUCAAGGAUCACAACGAACACGUUAACAUCUUCCAACGUUACUUUGUUAACGAAGUCAAGCGUUGCGAUGAGAUGGACAGAAAGCUAAAGUACUUUGAAGAGCAAAUCAACAAGGACACCAAGCUCGCUCGUAUCCUGGACAACUCUGUCACUGACAGCGUCACCGAAGACCAACUCCAAAUGGACGAGUUGGAAUCACGUUUCGACGAACUCGAAGCCGAGUUGAGACAAGUCAACACCAACCAAGAGACACUCCAAAGAAACUACAACGAGUUGAUCGAACUCCGUCAUGUAUUGACCAAGGAUGCCGUCUUUUUCCAAGAGAAUCCAAACUUGAGCGAGGGAAUGAACGACAGCACUGCUCGUAGUCCAUUGCUCAGCGACGAUGCCGUUGCCGAUGUCGGUAAGCAAGGUGUCAAGCUCGGUUUCAUCACUGGUGUCAUGAACACCGAUAAGAUGCCACAAUUCCAACGUUCAUUGUGGAGAACCACCCGUGGUAACAACUUUGUCCGUGAUGCUCGUAUCGAAGAGGAGAUCAUCGAUCCACAAACCGGUGAGGAUACCUCCAAGACUGUAUUUAUUGUCUUUUUCCAGGGUGACCGUCUUCAACAAAAGAUUAAGAAGAUCUGUGAGUCGUUCGGUGCCAACGUCUACGACUGUCCAGACACCUCAUUCGAGCGUGCCAACCUCCUCCAAAAGGUAUCGAUCCGUAUCUCUGACUUACAAGACGUCUUGAACCGUUCCAAGGAGCACAAGAAGCAAGUUUUGUUGAAUAUUGUCUCCAAGUUGGUCACCUGGAGAACUAAGGUUCUCAAGGAAAAGGCUAUCUACCACACUAUGAAUCUUUUCGAUUACGAUGUCGGUAGAAAGUGUUUGAUUGCCAAGGGUUGGUGCCCAAAGACCGCCAUCGAGGAGAUCCAAACUGCUUUGCGUACUGCCACCACUCGUUCCGGUGCUUUAGUACCAUCGGUACUCUCCAUCAUCAAGCCCGAAGAUGAGCCACCCACCUACUUUGAGACCAACAAAUACACCAACUCUUUCCAACAGAUCGUCAAUGCCUAUGGUGUUGCCAAGUAUCGUGAAGUCAAUCCAGCUGUUUUGACCAUCAUUACUUUCCCAUUCUUGUUUGGUGUUAUGUUUGGUGACGUCGGUCACGGUGUCAUGAUGUUGGCUGCCUCUGGUGCUCUCAUUGCCCUCGAGAAGAAGUUGGGUGCCAAAAAGUUGAAUGAAAUCAUUCAAAUGCCAUUCGACGGUCGUUAUGUAUUGUUCUUGAUGUCUCUCUUCUCUAUCUACAUUGGUUUCAUCUACAACGAGUGCUUCUCCAUCCCAAUGGAUCUCUUUGGAUCUGCCUGGCGUCAACCAGUCGGAAACGAAACUGAAAUGGUCUUCCUCAACAGAACCUACCCAUUCGGUGUCGAUCCAGUCUGGAAGGGAUCACCCAACGAGUUGGACUACUACAAUUCCUUCAAGAUGAAGUUGUCUGUAUUGCUCGGUGUCGUUCAAAUGACUGUCGGUAUCAUCUUUUCACUUCUCAACUACUUGAACAUGAAGGGUCCAAUGAAAUGGGUCAACAUUUUCACCCAAUUCAUUCCACAAGUCAUAUUUUUGUGGUCGAUCUUUGGUUACAUGUGCUUCUUGAUUCUCUUGAAGUGGGCUUACCCAUACCGUGCUCAUUUUGUUGAUCCACCAUUCAUCUUGCCAACCAUCAUUGCUAUGUUCUUGACACCAACUGCUGCCAUCCCAGCCGAUCAACUCUACUUUGAAGGUCAAACAACAUGUCAAAUCGUCUUGGUUUUGGCUGCACUCAUCUCUGUCCCAGUCAUGUUGAUUCCAAAGCCAUUCAUCAUGAAGAAGAUGUAUCAAAACGAACAAGCCCUCAAGGCCCACGGUCACCACCACGAGCAUGAAUUCGACGACGAAGCUUUGGAUGCCGGUGGUCACCAUGGUGAGGAAUUCGAGUUUGGUGAAGUUUUCAUCCAUCAAGUCAUUCACACUAUUGAGUUUGUACUCGGUGCCAUUUCCAACACUGCCUCUUACCUCCGUCUUUGGGCCUUGUCAUUGGCUCACUCUGAGUUGUCCACUGUAUUCUGGGAGCGUAUUCUCAUCGGUCAAAUCGAAGGUGGUAACCCAUUCUUGGCCUUUAUCGGUUUCGGUGCCUGGUUAGGUGGUACCGUUGCUGUAUUGCUUAUGAUGGAGUCACUCUCUGCUUUCCUUCAUGCACUUCGAUUAAGUAGGUUACUAAUCGUUUUUAAUCGAUAUACUAGUUUACAUUGGGUUGAGUUCCAAAAUAAGUUCUAUGCAGGUUCUGGUGUUCUCUUCAAACCAUUCUCAUACAACAAUGUUAUGACUGGUGAGGAUGAAGAAUAA